This is a messenger RNA of Cololabis saira (Pacific saury), 3659 nucleotides long. It is a transcript of the gene tspan12, whose product is annotated as tetraspanin 12. The transcript is spliced from 7 exons. The record is from RefSeq and is a predicted model, not a curated record. The coding region runs from base 612 to 1571 and encodes 319 amino acids. Lineage: Eukaryota; Metazoa; Chordata; Actinopteri; Beloniformes; Belonidae. Gene Ontology annotation, cellular component: membrane.
UGCUGCAGGCAUUUAAUUAGGAAGAAGCCGCCGCGGGACGGGCCGCCUGUCCCUCCGUCCGUCUGUCCGUCUGGAGCCUUUACGCGCCGCAGGACGGACUUCCAGAGCCGGGGAGGGCGCCAGGAGGAUCCGUGGAUCCGUGGAUGUGGCUCGUUUCUCCGCCCUGGGUCGUGUCUCUGCUUCUGCUUCAGCUUCAGCUUGGAUACUGUUGUGAUUUUGGAUUUCCGCACGACGGAGCCGCAGCUUCUGCGUUUGGAAAAAGAAAAGCGGGGCUGAACCCGAGCCGCUCCGCGCCGCGCUAAGUGGGUGAUGAUUGAUGUGGGAGAAGUGUCAGCUCCUGCAUCAUCAGCCCAGCUGGACCUGGACCGAGGGAAGUGAGAAACCACCUGUUGUGUCAGAGUUUUUCCACGGAGCUGCUUCACUUCACUGCACGGAUCCAACCGCGAACUGCUGCUGUUUCUGCUGCUGUGCCGGAGCGCGCAGCGGAAUGCGGGUUUUACGCACGGGGCCAGUUCCACAGAGGAGGCUCCUGCGGGUGUGAGCGGGUCCGCGGGGGAGCGUGUGUGCGCUGAGCAUGGUGCCAUGGUGCCCCGGGCUCGGCUGAGGUCGGGAUGGCUCGGGAGGACGCGGUGAGGUGCCUGCGCUGCCUGCUCUGCGCGCUCAACCUGCUGUUCUGGCUGAUGUCGGCCUGCAUGCUGGGAGUAGCAGCCUGGAUCAGAGACCCACUGAACACCGUGCUGACACUGACAGCUCAUACCAGGCUGGAAGAAGCUGCCGUCCUCACCUACUCUCCAGCCGUCCACCCCGUCAUCAUCGCCGCCUGCUGCUUCCUCAUCAUCGUGGCCAUGGUGGGAUACUGCGGCACGCUGCGCUGCAACCUGCUGCUGCUGUCCUGGUACUUCUGCAGCCUGCUGGUGAUCUUCUGCGUGGAGUUGGCCAGCGCCGUCUGGACCUACGACGAGCCGUCCAUGCAGCGCUCCGACAUGAUCAGCCUGAAGUCCAGGAUGACCAACUACGGCCUGCAGAGACACCAGUGGCUCACACACACCUGGAACACCUUCCAGACCCAGUUUAAGUGCUGUGGGGUCAUCUACUUCACCGACUGGCUGGAGAUGACGGAGAUGGAGUGGCCCCCGGACUCCUGCUGCACCACCCAGUACCCCGGCUGCGCCCGCCACGCCCACCACCACGACCUCAGCGACCUCUACCAGGAGGGCUGCGGUCCGAAGGUCUACGGUUUCAUCCGCGGGACGAAGCAGCUGCAGAUGCUGCGUUUCCUGGGCGUGUCCAUCGGCGUGGCCCAGAUUCUCGCCAUGGCGCUAACGUUGACGCUGCUCUGGGCGCUUUACUACGGCCGGAGGUCGCCGGACCCGGACGCCCAGGAGACUCCGGUACCGCCGGAUGACUCCUCCCCCAGCACCGCCGCCGCGGCUAACCGGACUUCUGGUGACCCGGCCAAGUCCAGCUGCAGCCACGCCAGCAACGCUAGGACUAACGCAGCCGCAGCCGCCACCGCUGGCGAGUCAAAGCAGCAUCAGUUUGAGAUGGCGCGACUUCAUGCCGCCGCCUGAACGCAGCCGAGGAGGACGGAGGCAACAACAUCUCUCACCGCACAAAUGUCCGUGAGCGAGGAGCUCAGCAGAUUGGAAACAAACAGAAGCUAUGGAGACCCCCCCUGCUCCAGAAAGCUAGCUGAUCAGAUUAGGCCAUCAGCUAGCUGGCUAGCAUUCACUGGAGCAAAACUCAGUGAGCUAGGUAGUGGCCUAAUCUAGCUAAUAGCUAAUAUUUAAAAUUGAACUAUUUAUCUAUGUAGCUUGUUUAAGGCUAGUUAGCUAGAUUAGUUCCUACCUGUUAGCUUGCUGGAUCGUACAUCAGCUAAGUGGCCUAUUCAUCCGUCUAAAAGUUAAUAUUUAGGAUUCUCCUCCAGUCUAAGAUUCUAUUUCUCUCUGGCUAGCAACCUAGCUAUCCACCCAUCACCUAUUAGCAGGAUAGCAUUUCACUCUAACUAAUUUUACCCACCAGCGCCGGAUGACUCUGCAAAAAUCGAUCGCUCACUAGUCUACGUAAUAAAAUGCUAGCAAGCAUUUCAUUUGGGCAAACAUUUGUGCUAACUGGCUAGCAGAUAUUACGAUGCUAGCAGCUAGAUUACUAUACUAGUCAGCUAGAUAACCAGGCAUCAUUCAUCAGCUAGCUAGCAGCCUAAUCUCGCUUAUAGUUAUGUAGAAUAUUUACUAAGCUAUUUAUUAGAUUUAUUAGCCAGUCAAGUAAAUUAUGUCUCACUAGCUAGUAUUUAGCUGGCUAUUAACAAGCUAAAGAGGUAGAUCUACUAGAUGGCUAGUGCUCUAUAUAAUAGAUCAUCAGUCUGUCUCGUUAAUAUCCAGCUAACUAGCUAGCUAAACAUGAACCUACUAGCUUGCUGAUCAAAUAUUUAACCGAUAGAACCAUCUAUCCAGCUAGCUGGAUAAUAUUUCAUGGCAAGAUGUCAGCUAAGAUUAAGUAGGUAUUUGGAUUUAUUUACUAGAUCUUUUAAAUAGUGAUCUCUAAUAAAUCCGCUAACAUCACUAGAGUUCAACUGGCUAGCUACACAGAUACAUUUAUGUUUGUAGCUACUUUAUAUAUUAACUAGAUGGAUCUAUAGAUUAAUUACAUAACUUGGGCUUUAGCUAAUAGAUCGAUCUUUCUAUUCAGGUAUAAUAGAAAUCCUUGAAAAGAACAACAACAAACUUCUCUAAAGGCUUCACAGUGGAGGCUAAUCUGCACGUUAUUCAGAACAUUUUUUAUGUCAAUACUAGAUCAAUAAAGAUCUAAUCUAAUCUAGUCAUUGUUAUAACAAAAUUAAAAGUGGCAUCAGUCAGUGCUAAAAAACGAAGAUAAAUACUAUAGUUAUAUAAAACACUUUCACGUAACAUAAAAUAAAACAAAUAACUGAUUACAACCACCAAUAAAUAAUAAAAAAUAGCCAUCGUAUCAGUAACAGUAAAUAGUAAAAUACUGCAGUGAUGGGAGGGGGUCCCUGGAGAGAGCCCUGUGGAACACCGCCACCCUGUUUGGCCCAGCGACGCCAGCCAGUCGCCAGGCAGCCGACAGCUUUGUUUCCAACCUGCGUCGUCGCCGUCAUCACUUCAUAUUCUCACCUAAACCAGCGGGUUGAUCGUCAUGGUUCCUGCUGAUGGACAGAAGUAUCAAACAGCUGCUGGAAUCAAACCUCCGACGCGGUACGACGAGAGAGGGCUGUUCACGCCGAGCAUCCCGGACUCUAACUGACACUAGAGCUGCUCUGUCUCUGAAAGGAAACGACCACUGUCUGAGGAAGACUUCUGGGCUCUUCCUCCCCGGACUUCCUGCCACUGAGGAUGAGGUAAAUCCUAAAAAACUGUUUUUAUAAUAAUAAUAAUAAAAGGACGGAGUUUGUUGAUGAGCCACUGGAAGAUGAGCGACAUCUUUAAUCGAUUAAUUUAUGGAGUUCAUGGAAAGACGGCGUCUGUUGAUGAACAUUCUUCGCACAGAGAGACUUCUAUGAUCACAUCAAACACAGAAUUAUAUUGUAUAUGAGAAACAGCAUGGAGUUGAAUAUUUAAUAUUUGUCUCACAGUUAUUGGUUUGAUAAAUUUGUCACUGGAAUUAAAGAAAAUCCUGGAAACUGUUUGUGACGUCAGCGG